Molecule: messenger RNA, 171 nt
Organism: Laccaria bicolor S238N-H82
Lineage: Eukaryota; Fungi; Basidiomycota; Agaricomycetes; Agaricales; Hydnangiaceae
Exons: 1
Coding region: 1-171 (56 amino acids)
Source: RefSeq, a predicted model, not a curated record
AUGCACCCUCAUCACAACCGCCUCCUCAUCUAUUACAGCUGCCCCGCAUUCGCCUCUGAUUUUAGCACGAACCCCAUUGCAAACACGUCCUUUUCCUUUGCGUUUCCGAGAUUGCAGCUUGGGAAACCUUCUCUCCUUCACGUUGCUAGUCUCAAUUUUCUUAGUUGGUAA